Molecule: messenger RNA, 1293 nt
Organism: Hyaloscypha bicolor E
Lineage: Eukaryota; Fungi; Ascomycota; Leotiomycetes; Helotiales; Hyaloscyphaceae
Product: putative 4-amino-4-deoxychorismate protein
Exons: 3
Coding region: 295-1149 (284 amino acids)
Molecular function (GO): catalytic activity
Source: RefSeq, a predicted model, not a curated record
UUGCAUCUGCAUCACUUAAUAUUCUCACAUGAUUCCCUUUUCAGUUUCCUUUGCGUGCUUAUAAUCUAUAAUCUCUCGGCGUGUCCUUCUCGGUCCGCUCGAGGUCUGAAGUAAAAGAUCAUUGUGGACGAGACUUCACCCCUUGCUUGCGCAAUCUCUAAUUCUGAUACUGACAAAUAUCUUUUUGUCUCUGGUCUUCUUUGCCCCUGGGGACCACAGGGAUUGAUAAUUUUUUGUGCGACUUUUGUGGAGCCUUGCCUUCAUGAGCCCUGUUCACUCGACGAAACUUUCAUCAUGACAGUCCAGGACUUGAAGCUCUACACCUCGCUCCGCUACGAUCCACUCCUCACCUCGCUUUCAAUCAACACUGAAUCAUGGGACGAACAACUCAAAGAACCAAGCCCCUUUUACAUCCUCACACAUCAUCGAGAUCGCAUACUACAAGCUGCCGAUCACUUCGGUUGGACAAAAGCAGCUGAUUCAAUCCGGGGCUCUGACGGCUUCGCUCACCUGCUGAAGAAACUCACUGAAUCCAUCGACACAAAAUCCCCAACGCCAUUGAGGAUUAGGGUAUUGUUGAGCCACGAUGGCUCAAUUGGCGUCGAGUCGUCUCCAGCUGCACCAGUGACAGAAACGAACUUGUUUCCAAAAAGGAUCCCUCCACCAAAGGCAUCCCCUCAGAUGAAGGUUAGCCCUCUCACUGGUGGUGCUUUGACUCUGGGAAACGAUGAUGCCGUUCAUGGAGAUCCACCGAUGACAGGAGCAUGGGAUGUUAUCCCGGAUAGUGUGAGGACGAAGCCGUCGCCGUACACCAGUUAUAAGACUACGAAUAGGGAUAUGUACGGUGCCGCCAGGGAAAGAGUUGGGAUCAAGGACAUGAUGGAGAAGAGGGAGGUUCUGAUCGUCAGUGAGAAAGAUGGGGACAUUAUGGAAGGCAGCUUGACGAGUGUGUUCUUCUGGAGGAAUGGGAAAUGGACGACUCCGCCGGUAUCAAGUGGUGGUCAGGUGGGAACUACGAGGAGGUGGGCUCUUGCAAAGGGACUUUGUGUUGAAGGGGUUGUGACAGUCGACUCUCUGAAAGAUGGAGAAGAAUGCUGGAUCAGCAAUGGUGUGAGAGGCUUCCAAUGGGGAAAAGUGAAGCUGUCAUGAGGCUGGUGUAGGACGGAGCAAAUGGUUGAUCCUGGCUUCCCUGAUCCCUCGCUCCACAGAAAGGGUCUCUCUACAGAACUACUACAGCACAUAAAAGUUUUCACAUGACUUCCGCUUUGCACUCGGAUCAUGAUAUAUCGAUGU